AUGGCAGAUUAUAAGUUGGAAGUGGGGACUAUUUUUACUGAUAGGGAAGAGUUUAAGGAUGCUAUUAGAAGAUAUGUUGUUCAUGCUGUGAGGGAUGUAAAAUUUAUCAAAAAGGAUAACCGUAGGGUUAGGGUGGCAUGCAUGGGUGGCCAAGGGAAGUGCCCAUGGCUAGCUUAUUGUGGUUAUUUGCCAUCAAGCAAAAUUUGGCAAUUGAGGAAGAUAAUUGAUACUCAUAGUUGUAGUAGACAACUUAAUAUUAAACUGAUGAAUGCUAAGUGGUUAAGUCAGGAAAUAGAUAGAUCUUUAGUUGACAAUCCUAAUUUAAAGGUGAAUGAUAUUUGUACUAAAGCAUUAAGAAAAUGGAAUACUAAUGUGUCAAUAUCCAAGGCAAGAAGGGCAAAGUUAAUUGUCACAAGACAGGUUGAAGGAGAUUUCAAAGAACAAUAUAAAAGGGUGUACGACUAUGGACAUGAGCUUUUGAGGUGUAACCCAAGGUCAAUUGUGCAGAUUAAAGUUGAUUCUCAUAAUGGUGACCCAAUCUUUCAAAGAAUGUAUGUUUGCUUGAAAGCUUGUAAAGAUAGUUUCAAAAGUUGUAGGCGCAUUAUAUGUUUAGAUGGAUGUUUCUUGAAAGGUUUUUACAAAUGGGAGUUGCUGACUGCUGUUGGUAGGGACCCAAAUGAACAAAUGCUACCCAUUGCCUAUGCAGUAGUAGAAGUGGAGAACAAAGACAGCUGA
Molecule: messenger RNA, 735 nt
Organism: Vigna radiata var. radiata (mung bean)
Lineage: Eukaryota; Viridiplantae; Streptophyta; Magnoliopsida; Fabales; Fabaceae
Exons: 1
Coding region: 1-735 (244 amino acids)
Source: RefSeq, a predicted model, not a curated record